CAGAUGUCUGGAUCAACAACUUUGCCCGUAACCGAAAGCGAAACUGUUAACGCAGGAUCGCAAACAACAUCUCCGGGAAAACCUCAGCAAGACGUAUACACUACAUCAAUCAAAGACAUUGCUACUAUUCCAGAUAGAACUCAAGGAGCUUCUGAUCCAGUUUCAGAAAUAAAACCAAGCAGAACAGAAGAUUCGUCGUCCAUCGAUUUAACCAAAUUCAUUAUAAUUGGCGUAGCCCUCGCCAUUCUCAUAAUAAUCAUUAUCAUUGUGGCUGUUGUGUUGGUGAUGCAGCGUCGACAACAUGAAGCAAAGCUAAAGUUAGCAGCAGAAAUUGAAAAAGAGGACAGAGACAGAAAAAAGAAGAAGAAGCGUAAGAGUAAGAAGAAGAAAAAGUCGCAGAAGUCAGCUGGUGGUGAAGAGGAAGCGAAAGGUGAAGGUGAACCGAAACCUGAAGGUGAACCGAAACAAGGUGAACCGAAACCUGAGGGUGAAGCGAAGGGCGAAGCUAGAGAGGGCGCAGGAAAGGCGUGAAGAAAGUGUUCCUUUUAACUCGCACAAAUUAUCGUCGAGUUUGUACAUAAUGAAACCACUAACAUUUUCUC
Cylicocyclus nassatus is the source of this 602-nucleotide messenger RNA. NCBI's taxonomy places the organism in Eukaryota, Metazoa, Nematoda, Chromadorea, Rhabditida, Strongylidae. The record is from the annotation of a GenBank genome assembly.